AUGGAAACCAUUUUGUUUGUCUUAAGCAUAGGUUGUGUGGCUGUGCUUCUGGCAUGUUUUGUCGCCGUCUACGCUUGUUGCGCCAACCGCGGUGGCGGUGGCGAUGGCGAUGAAAGCCAGAAGAAUCUGGUUGACGUGGAAAAGGUUUGUGUAGCUGCGCUUCUGGCAUGUUUUGUCGCCGUCUCCGCUUGUUGCGCCAACGGCUGUGGCGAUGACAAUGGCGAUGAAAGCAAGAAGAAUCUGGUUGACGUGGAAAAGGGUGAAGCGGUCACACAAGAACAAGAUGUUUCAAAGUCGCGUGCCGCCAACACUUAUGGCACCUUCUUAGCUAUUCAUCGUAAUCAGCAAGUCCAGGUCUCCCAUCCUCAUCAUCAUCAUCAUCAUCGUCAUCAUCAUCAUCAUGUUUCACGUUAA
Microthlaspi erraticum is the source of this 414-nucleotide messenger RNA. The record is from the annotation of a GenBank genome assembly. Lineage: Eukaryota; Viridiplantae; Streptophyta; Magnoliopsida; Brassicales; Brassicaceae.